Octopus bimaculoides (California two-spot octopus) is the source of this 1311-nucleotide messenger RNA. Its product is annotated as protein ZBED8. NCBI's taxonomy places the organism in Eukaryota, Metazoa, Mollusca, Cephalopoda, Octopoda, Octopodidae. The record is from RefSeq and is a predicted model, not a curated record.
AUGAGUGCAAAGAAACAGAAGUACCUUGACGAAUACGUUCGAUUUAGAUUCGUGUCCCUCCAGAAGUCCCCCCAAUGUGUGAUAUGUUACAAAACUGCGAAAAAUGAUAGAAUACGACACUCACGUUUGGAACGCCACUCGAGGACAACACAUCUUGCUCUUGGAGAUUACCCGAAGGCAUUCUUUGAAGCAAAAAGAUAUUCCUUGAAGCAAGCAAAAUUGGACGGUAGUGGGGCAUUUCGGCAACAAAUUUCAAUGGCUGUUGUGGCUUUCUAUGAGAUCACCAUGUUGAUUGCAAAGGGUAAGAAGAGCCAUAACAUCGUAGAGUCUCUCAUAAAACCAAGUCUACUCCGUGCAGCAGAAUUCGUUCCGGGGAAAUAUAGUGCAAAUAAGCUUUCCCAGAUUUCAUUAUCAAACGAUACAGUCAAUGGAAGGAUCGAUGACUUGUCACAAGACAUCAAAGAUCAAAUUCUUGACCAAAUAAGAGAUUCUCCUGUUUUUGCCAUUCAGUGUGACGAAACGACUGAUAUUCUGUGUUCUCAGAUACUGGUAUAUCCUCGUUUUGUGUCAGGCAAUUGCGUAAAAGAGGAAAUGUUCUGUCACCCUAUGGAUAGUGGUACAACAGCAGCAGCUAUUUUUCGUGUUGUAUCAAACUUCUUUCAGGAAAAUCGGCUUUCAUGGGAUUUGAUGGUAGGAGUGGGUACUGAUGGAGCUCCAAGCAUACUUGGUCUGAAGUCUGGAUUCAUUAUUAGGGAGAAAGAACAAAAAAACCCAUCUGUUGCAUGUACACACUGCAUACUUCAUCAUGAAGUCUUAGCAUCCAGAACCUUACAUACUGAAAUGAGAAAUAUCCUGAGCAUGGUUAUCAAGGUUGUCAACUUUGUUAAAGCUGGAGCCUUAAACAGUCGUCUUUUCAAACUGUUGUGUAAAGAUGUGGAAUCUGAACAUGAAGCAAUGCUUUUUCACACGAACGUACGAUGGCUAUCAAAGGGAAACAUGCUUGGACGGCUUUAUGAACUACGUGAAGAAGUAGCAAUAUUUCUUGAUUUGCAGCAGAAGGCAGAUCUCCAUGGCAAAUUCCAGUCUGAAGGCUUUCAGCUAUCUCUAGCUUACCUGGUGGACAUAUUCGAAGUGUUGAAUGCUUUCAACCUUAAACUACAAGGGGAAAAUAUCACCAUUCUCACGCCCCAUAACACCACUCAAACCUUCGUGGCUAAACUCGUCCUUUGGAAAUGUCGAAUUCAGCAGGGAAAUACAGCCAGUUUUAGUUAUUUGGAUUCUGCUCUCAUUCACAGUAACCUUUUAUCCUGA